Messenger RNA from Betta splendens (Siamese fighting fish), 966 nucleotides. Its product is annotated as odorant receptor 131-2-like. Gene Ontology annotation, cellular component: membrane. Gene Ontology annotation, biological process: G protein-coupled receptor signaling pathway. Lineage: Eukaryota; Metazoa; Chordata; Actinopteri; Anabantiformes; Osphronemidae. The record is from RefSeq and is a predicted model, not a curated record. Gene Ontology annotation, molecular function: G protein-coupled receptor activity. Bases 1 to 966 code for a protein of 321 amino acids. The transcript has a single exon.
AUGCAAAAUGUGACUAAUGUUUUAGUCAAUGCCACUUCUGACCAAAGUGUUUCUGUGAUCAUCAAGGUGUGUGUGGUUGUCCCCUUGUUUUGUAUCUUCUUUUUCUGCAUUGUUAUUAUACUGCACAUCUUUGCAUCUCACAGACAGUUCCUGGACACCUCCCGUUACAUCCUGUUUGCCUCCAUGCUCAUCAGUGAUACUUUACAUGUUAUGUUCUCUGUGCUUCUUUUUCUCUUGGUUAUAGCUCAGGUUAAUUUUGCUCUUGGUCUAUGUUUUCCUCUGUUGUUCAUAUCUGCUGCCACUUUUAAGAACACUCCCUUCAUCCUGGCUACCAUGUCACUGGAGCGUUACGUUGCCAUCUUCUAUCCCCUGCAGUGUCCAGCCGCCUGGUGCUCAGAUCGGAUCUGGAUCAUUAUUCUGGUCUUGUGGCUCCUCAGCUGUAUGUUUCCUAUCAUUGAGUACUCUAUAGGGCAGCAUUACCCUGCCGUGGAUGCUUUUUCUAUCCCUGUACGUUGCUAUGCUACAUUCGUCAACUCAUAUCCAAUUCAGGCUUUGUUCAGAACUGCUGUAAAUGUGCUCUGCUUUGCAGUAGUUGCCAUCAUCAUUAUCUUUACAUAUGUCAGAAUCCUCCUGGAAACCCGGAAGAUGAGACAGGAUAACGUGUCUGUGAGUAAAGCUACACACACUGUGCUGCUUCAUGGCUUUCAGCUGCUGCUGUGCAUGUUGGCCUUCACUAGUCCCAUCACUGAAGUGCUCAUGGUACUCCGUGCAGACUGGCCACCAGAUGAAAUUGCUUUUUUCAAUUACUUCUGUUUUACCCUAAUCCCACGUUUUCUUAGUCCACUCAUCUAUGGCUUUAGAGACCAGAGUCUUAGGAGCCACAUUGGUAAAACCUUUCUUUGCUGCCUAAACAAAGUUGAAUGCAGUCCCAGGGGUCAAAUGCAAGAAAAUGUGUUUCCUUCUUGA